Felis catus (domestic cat) is the source of this 1150-nucleotide messenger RNA. RefSeq names its product small ubiquitin like modifier 1 (gene SUMO1). Bases 139 to 372 code for a protein of 77 amino acids. Lineage: Eukaryota; Metazoa; Chordata; Mammalia; Carnivora; Felidae. The record is from RefSeq and is a predicted model, not a curated record. Gene Ontology annotation, biological process: protein sumoylation. The transcript is spliced from 4 exons. Gene Ontology annotation, cellular component: PML body; nucleus. Gene Ontology annotation, molecular function: ubiquitin-like protein ligase binding; protein tag activity.
ACGCGACGCGUAGCGGAAGUCCCUCCAGCCGCGGUGUUGUGCUGUGGGGAAGAGAGACGGAUUUGUAAACCCCGGAGCGAGGUUCUGCCUACCCGAGGCCGCUGCUGUGCGGAGACCCUGGGUGAAGCCACCGUCACCAUGUCUGACCAGGAGGCAAAACCUUCAACUGAAGACUUGGGGGAUAAGAAGGAAGGAGAAUACAUUAAACUCAAAGUCAUUGGACAGGAUAGCAGUGAGAUUCACUUCAAAGUGAAAAUGACAACACAUCUCAAGAAACUCAAAGAAUCAUACUGUCAAAGACAGCUGGGAAUGGAGGAAGAAGAUGUGAUUGAAGUUUAUCAGGAACAAACAGGGGGUCAUUCAACGAUUUAGAUAUUCUUUUUAUUUUUUUUCUUUACCCUCAAUCCUUUUUUAUUUUUAAAAAUAGUUCUUUUGUAAUGUGGUGUUCAAAACGGAAAUGAAAACUGGCACCCCAUCUCUUUAAAACAUCUGGUAAUUUGAAUUCUAGUGCCCAUUAUUCAUUAUCACUUGUUUUCAUUGUGCUGAUUUUUGGUGAUCAAACCUCAGCCCCCUUCAUGUCACCCUCUCCUUUUUAAAAAAAUUACAUGUGUGCACAGAGAGGCCACCACCUUUUCCAGGACUGUGCAUUUUCAGGCUUGUGAUAAAUAAGAUCGACCAAUGCGAGUGUUCAUAAUGACUUUCCAUUUGGCCCUGAAGUUCUAGUAUGUGAUUGCUUCACUCCUGGACUAUGACUUUCAGUGGGAGAUGGAAGUUUUUCAGAGAACUGAACUGUGGAAAAAUGACUUUUCCUUAACUUGAAGCUUCUUUUAAAAUUUGAGGGUCUGGACCAAAAGAAGAGAAAUAGCAGGCUGGAGUCGAGAUGACAGAGAUCGUGAGAGUAAUGACUAACUCCAAAGAUGGCUUCACUGAAGAGAAUGCAUUUUAAGAUAAAAGAAAAGUCUUGUCAGAAGAUCCCAGAAAAGUUCUAAUUUUCAUUAGCAGUUAAUAAAGUUAUUCAUGCAGAAGUGUAUUCAACAGAACACUGCUCUUUUUGAUUUUAUUUGUACUUUUUGGCCUGGGAUAUGGGUUUUAAAUGGACAUUGUCUGUACCAGCUUCAUUAAAAUAAACAAAAUAUUUGUAAAAACCGUA